UCUUCUCAUUUCAGUCCCUCAUCUAACUGUAAUAUAAUUAUAUAUAUAAAGGAGUCACACAAUACCUUCAGAUUCACUAUACCUCAAAGCACAACAAGUCAAGCUUGAAGUUGACUUAGCGCGUCAUCGAUUGAAAGAGAGAGAGAGAGAGAGAUGAACAACGCCGGCGGCCAAUAUCCAGAUUUUCCGGCGGUGCAGACGCACGGAGGACAGUUCAUAAGCUACGAUAUCUUCGGUAGUUUAUUCGAGGUCACAUCCAAGUACCGUCCUCCGAUUGUUCCAAUCGGUCGGGGCGCAUACGGCAUCGUUUGCUCUGUGUUGGAUUCGGAGACGAACGAGCUUGUGGCGAUGAAGAAGAUAGCCAACGCCUUUGAUAAUCACAUGGACGCCAAGCGUACACUUCGCGAGAUCAAGCUUCUUCGUCAUCUCGAUCAUGAAAACAUCAUAGCUAUAAGAGAUGUGGUUCCUCCACCACUUAGAAGAGAGUUCAGUGAUGUUUAUAUCGCCACUGAGUUAAUGGACACUGAUCUUCAUCAAAUCAUCAGAUCCAACCAGGGCUUGUCUGAGGAACACUGUCAGUACUUCCUGUACCAGCUUCUUCGAGGGCUCAAGUACAUCCACUCGGCUAAAGUUAUCCACAGGGAUCUAAAGCCUAGCAAUCUUCUCCUGAACGCCAACUGCGAUUUAAAGAUCUGUGAUUUUGGUCUUGCUAGACCCACUUCAGAGAACGAGUUUAUGACUGAGUAUGUUGUUACCAGAUGGUAUAGAGCACCUGAGCUUCUGCUCAACUCAUCUGAUUACACAGCUGCUAUAGAUGUUUGGUCUGUUGGUUGUAUCUUUAUGGAGCUCAUGAACAGAAAGCCUUUGUUCCCUGGUAAAGACCAUGUCCAUCAGAUGCGCUUAUUGACAGAGUUGCUUGGCACGCCGACAGAAUCAGAUCUCGGGUUUACACACAACGAGGAUGCCAAAAGAUACAUCCGGCAGCUUCCCAACUUCCCUCGCCAACCGUUAGCUAAACUGUUCUCUCAUGUUAACUCAUUGGCCAUUGAUCUAGUUGACAGAAUGUUGACGUUUGACCCCAACAAAAGAAUCACUGUUGAAGAAGCUCUGAAUCACCCGUACCUAGCCAAGUUGCACGACCCGAAUGAUGAGCCAAUCUGUCUAAAGCCAUUCUCUUUCGACUUUGAACAACAACCUCUAGACGAGGAACAGAUAAAAGAGAUGAUCUACAGGGAAGCCAUUGCACUCAAUCCAACAUAUGCUUAGAAGAGCAGCAACCGAAUGAAUGGCCAAAUAUCCUGCCCUCUAGCAUCUUUGCUUGUUCUUUUAUUCAUGUACCUUUUUUCCAUGUGUAAUCCUAUUUGUUUGUUUAACAUUGUAUUACUGCUAGUGAGUGAGUGCAUGUAGCUCUCAUGUAAAAGUACUCCAGCUAUGAAAUAUUUACUUCACA
Molecule: messenger RNA, 1450 nt
Organism: Brassica napus (rape)
Lineage: Eukaryota; Viridiplantae; Streptophyta; Magnoliopsida; Brassicales; Brassicaceae
Product: mitogen-activated protein kinase 3-like
Biological process (GO): protein phosphorylation; intracellular signal transduction
Cellular component (GO): cytoplasm; nucleus
Molecular function (GO): ATP binding; MAP kinase activity
Source: RefSeq, marked provisional